Molecule: messenger RNA, 475 nt
Organism: Telopea speciosissima
Lineage: Eukaryota; Viridiplantae; Streptophyta; Magnoliopsida; Proteales; Proteaceae
Product: monothiol glutaredoxin-S2-like
Exons: 2
Coding region: 92-400 (102 amino acids)
Source: RefSeq, a predicted model, not a curated record
CUAGUUUUCAAGCUCCUUAAUCACUUCUCUUCCUUUUGCACACUUGCUUCUUAGUUCAAUUGUUCUUUCUUUCUUUCUUGAGUUUGUGAAAAUGGAGAAAGUGUCGAUGUUGUCCAAACAAAAGCCAGUGGUGAUCUUCAGCAAGAGCUCUUGUUGCAUGAGCCACACUCUCAAGACUCUCAUCUGCAACUACGGGGCCAACCCUUUGAUCUACGAGCUUGAUGAGGACCCAAAAGGACGGGAAUUAGAAAACUCACUCAUGAGGCUAGGGUGUAACCCAGUCGUUCCAGUUGUUUUCAUAGGCGGACAAUUGAUUGGGGGAGCGAAUGAAGUCAUGGAGCGUCAGAUGAAUGGUACUCUCAAAAAUAUGCUCAUCCAAGCAAAUGCAAUAUGGGUUUAAUACUCAAUUACGUGGCUUUAAUACCAUGUUAAAAAAUAAAAUUUAAAUACCAAUUUUUACUUUGGUAGUAUAAUA